AUGGAAGACAUCUUCGCCCGCUUCAAAGCCCUCCCCCGCCCAACCAAAACCUACCACACAACCACCUAUCCCAGCAUCUCGCCCACCCGUCCAGAGCUCAGUCUAGCAGGGAAAACCGUCCUCAUCACGGGAGGCUCGGAGGGCAUCGGCCUCGAAACCGCCCACGCCUUCGCCCAAGCCGGCGCCUCGACCAUCGCCCUCCUUGCCCGCCGGCAGGAACGCCUCGACGCCGCAAAAUCCGCCCUGCAAACAGCCUUCCCAUCAACGAAAAUCCUCACCUUCGCCGCCUCCAUAACCGACACCCCCCGUCUAGAAGCCCUCGUCAAAGACCUCGCCACCAUCGACAUCCUCCACCUCAACGCCGCCCAAGUAACCCCCGGCUUCACCCUCUCCUCCCCAGCAGAGAGCCUGACAGACUCCUUCGCCGUGAACGUCUUCGGUCCCAUCGCCCUCAUAAAAGCCUUCCUCGCCCUCCCGCCGCGUUCCCCCGACGCCGAGCGCACGAUCCUCCACACGACGACGUCCGGGAUCCAGCUCACCGUCCCCGGGAUGGGGUUGUAUAAUGCGAGCAAGAUGGCCAUGACGAGUUUGGUGCAUCAUCUCCAUGAGGAGGCGCAGGUUCAGGGUCAGAAGGUGCGGGUUUUUACGUUUCAUCCGGCGUUUGGGUUUACGCCGGGGGCGAGGGAUGUUUUGGGGUUGAGGGAGGGGCAGUUUGAUUAUGAUGAUUUGACUCUCCCAGCACACUACGCCGUGUGGCUCUGUAGUCCCGAGGCGGACUUCUUGAGGGGCAGGUAUACGUGGGCGCAUUGGGAUGUCGAGGAGAUGAAGGAGAAGCGGGAGGAGAUUUUGAGGGGGAGCGAGGAGUUGAAGGUGGGUGUUGUUGUUGACUCUGUCAAGGCUUGA
Zasmidium cellare ATCC 36951 is the source of this 903-nucleotide messenger RNA. RefSeq lists its product as uncharacterized. Gene Ontology annotation, cellular component: cytosol. Gene Ontology annotation, molecular function: oxidoreductase activity. The record is from RefSeq and is a predicted model, not a curated record. Bases 1 to 903 code for a protein of 300 amino acids. Lineage: Eukaryota; Fungi; Ascomycota; Dothideomycetes; Mycosphaerellales; Mycosphaerellaceae. The transcript has 3 exons.